This is a messenger RNA of Anopheles maculipalpis, 1902 nucleotides long. It is a transcript of the gene Mmp1, whose product is annotated as matrix metalloproteinase-14. The transcript is spliced from 7 exons. Gene Ontology annotation, molecular function: zinc ion binding; metalloendopeptidase activity. The record is from RefSeq and is a predicted model, not a curated record. Gene Ontology annotation, cellular component: extracellular matrix. NCBI's taxonomy places the organism in Eukaryota, Metazoa, Arthropoda, Insecta, Diptera, Culicidae. Gene Ontology annotation, biological process: collagen catabolic process; extracellular matrix organization; proteolysis. Bases 16 to 1899 code for a protein of 627 amino acids.
UCUGAUCCGAUUGGUAUGCCGGGUGAGGUUUACCUUGCAUGGAAUCUAGAUGUUGGACUAAAGCGGGCCUCCGCGAUCGCGAUUAUACUGCCACAGCAAUUAGUUGCCAACCUGCCAAACAACAACUCCCUUCGCACACAGACUCCGGUCAAGAGGCGGCCACGAUACGACGUCACAAUGCUUCGCGCACACUGGAUACGAGCGUUAGCGAUCGUGUUGGUAGGUGCAUGUGCAAUGACCACUGCGUCUCCCGUUUCGACCACUCCACAAGCCGAGCUCUACCUCUCACAAUUUGGGUAUUUAAGCCCCAAAUAUCGGAACCCAACUAGUGGGAACCUUCUCGAUCAGGACACGUGGGAGAAAGCCAUCAUGGAGUUCCAGAGCUUUGCCGGACUGAACGUUACCGGCGAGCUGGAUGGCGAAACGAUGCAGCUAAUGUCACUGCCACGGUGUGGUGUGAAGGAUAAGGUGGGCUUCGGGUCAGAUACACGCUCCAAGCGGUACGCCCUGCAGGGUAGCCGCUGGAAGGUGAAGGAUCUCACCUACCGGAUAUCCAAGUACCCGAAGCGGCUGGAACGGACAGCAGUAGAUAAGGAGAUAGCGAAGGCAUUCAGCGUUUGGAGCGAAUAUACGGAUCUACGCUUCACGCCAAAGAAAACUGGUGCCGUACACAUCGACAUUCGGUUCGAGGAGAAUGAGCACGGUGAUGGUGAUCCGUUCGACGGUCCGGGUGGUACCUUGGCUCACGCCUACUUCCCGGUGUAUGGUGGCGAUGCUCACUUUGACGAUGCGGAACAGUGGACCAUUGAUAAGCCACGCGGCACUAACCUGUUCCAGGUUGCAGCACACGAGUUUGGUCAUUCGCUAGGUCUUAGUCAUUCGGAUGUGAGAUCGGCAUUGAUGGCACCAUUCUAUCGUGGAUACGAUCCCGUAUUCCGAUUGGAUUCGGAUGAUAUUCAGGGCAUCCAAACUCUCUACGGAACAAAGACCAGAAACGGUGGAGGAAGUGGUGGUAGCGGUGGUGGAGGUAUCGCUCCUACGAGAACCCCUAGACCAAAGACACCGACAGAGCUGGAUUCGGAGCUGUGCACGUCUCCGAAGAUCGACGCCAUAUUUAACACUGCCGAUGGCAGUACAUACGCCUUCAAGGGCGAUAAGUACUACAAGCUGACGGAAAAUGCGGUCGCUGAGGGAUACCCGAAAAAGAUUGCCGACGGAUGGCCAGGACUUCCGGGCAACAUCGAUGCUGCGUUCACGUAUAAAAAUGGCAAGACUUACUUCUUCCAGGGCACCAAGUACUGGCGGUACCAGGGUCGACAGGUCGAUGGUGACUAUCCGAAAGAAAUUAGCGAAGGUUUCACCGGCGUUCCGGACCAUCUCGAUGCGGCGAUGGUGUGGGGUGGCAACGGAAAGAUCUACUUCUACAAGGGUAGCAAAUUCUGGCGGUUCGAUCCACUGAAGCGACCACCGGUUAAGUCCACCUACCCAAAACCCAUCUCGAACUGGGAAGGUGUGCCGAACAGUAUCGAUGCGGCGCUACAGUACACGAACGGGUACACCUACUUCUUCAAGGACGACAAGUACUAUCGGUUUAACGAUAGAACGUUCACGGUUGACCAGUCCGAUCCACCGUUCCCGCGACCGACGGCACACUGGUGGUACGGCUGCAAGAACACACCGUCGACCUUCAAUACGCUAGGUAAUGUACGAUUGCAAAAAUCUGACGAACAUCCCGACGAUAUCACCAAUUUGAUUCUGGAUGCCGCAGAUACGGACGAUCGGCCCGAACCGGACAGCUAUAGUGGAAAUGGAGGAGGUUCCACCAUCACCGGCAUCAAGCUCAGUAUUACUACCCUUUUGGUUGCUGUGCUGGGAGUGUACCUUGUCAACUGCUGUUAGCUC